CGUGAGUCUGACAGACUGGCUCCAUCUUUCUCCAUCCCAGGGGUUCCUAGCUCUACUCAUCUGACAUCAUCUCUCCAAUGCUGGAACACUCGCUCGGAAUUGAUUGAAUCUGAAUGCUAAACCUGACAUCCGAAUCUUCCUCGAAUCCUCACGGCUCAUCUUCUUCCAAUCCGACCCACCGGUUUAAAAUAGCACUGCGCCCCGUUUGCACCGCCAUAAUUCAGCGGGAAACCGGACUACGGCAGGGACACAAUCAAAAUUGACCGGUUACUUAGUCCCUUAGUGCCAUCACAGUCACUGAGGUGCUAAUAAUAUCCGUAAUUGACGGAGGACCGAGCAUUAAUCAAGGGAACGCCAUGGCCUGUUUCAUCUCAUUGGUAGGAUCUUGAGCCGAAAGCCACCUGUGGCUUGCGUCGUCUGGCUGUCUCGGAUCGGCUGCUGGUUUCUGAUUCUCGCUGGAUGAGAUCAUGAGAGUGAACUUGAAGUCUUGAUGGUAUUCUUGUGCACUGCACAGUACUUUGUGCAUUCAACGCUGAGUACUCGCAGGUAGACGCGCGGCAUGGACGAUCCUCGCUUGGGUUGGACCCCACCAGAUCAUCCAACUUCCUGCGAGGAUGGGAAUGGACAGGCACAAUCACAGACAUGGAGUAUGAUGCUGAUGCCCGAGGCAUUCAUCUGUUUGUCUGCUCGGUUUGGCUUGACAGUUCCAUGGCUUACCUCUCCGUACUCCGUUUUCUCAAAUAUUUUCCUCUCGGCUGGCAGGAAGUUUGGGAACCCCUCAACUGAACCACGAAACCAUGAACCCCUCCAUCGACGGAGACAGCAGUCAUACGGAGUAGUAAAUCCCGGGGUAAAUCGAGUGGUUCCUGGCAGUGAGUCCGCCGAUUUGACCCUGAACUUGGUCCGGAGAAUGGAUACUAGGGAGCAAACGCAUGCAUGCUAUUUUUCUAUUCCUGGGUUUUACAGACGCAACUGUGCCGAGCUCAAGAGCUUCCUUUUUUCCCUUCCCCUGUUGAUCGGUGGAGCAGCAAGCACAACUCGCUCGGACUUUUUCUUCCUUGGAUUUUGACUUUGUCGACAUGGCCUAUGAGAGCGACAUGCUCAUACGACAUACGUAGACAAUCUCUCCACCUGCUAUUUACAAAAGAUAAACUAUUCUCGACGAGCAAUUUCGAAAGCAAUGGGAACCUAUCAAUUGCCCCUUCUUAACUAGUUCAGGUGAUGUACCCCUGAUGGACAAAGAGCGGGCACUUUCCAUCUCCUUUUUUCCCGGUCAAUCAAUCAAGCGUGGCCUAAAAAAAGAAAUCGUGCUGGCAGACAGACAGACACUGACAGACAGACCGAACCCGGAGAACGGACCCUGACCAGGAAGACAGGAACCCUUCCGAGUGACUCCCAGUCUCCCACCCGGUCUCGAAGGAAUUUGAUCUCAAUAGUUUUGUUGAUCACAACCCACGGUGGGUUGUGUCCACUGCGCCCGGCUAGUUCUCCCAGGUCCAGAUAUGAGUACAAAGGACCGCCGAGUACACAGUACACCUUGUUACCUCGAUGGUACGAAUCUAUACCACGAGAUUUCGCCUACUGGUAUAGGAAGUUUGUUUUGGUGACUAUUUACUUACUUCCCAGCUAGGUAGGUACUAGGACAAAGCCACCUGCUGCUAUCAAGUACCAAUACGGGGUAACGGGAGACCCUGUCGUGGCUUAAGCUUUAAUUAAGCACUCAACGAGGCUAGCCACAAGCCAAGGCCCUUUGCGGUCGAUUAUUGACGCCGCUACAUUUCUAGACCGCUCUGGACGGCUCAGGUGUACAGGGUGCAUGGCUACUUGAGUGCACUGUGUACAGCGUAGCGUGCGCUAUCACCCGAGAAGUACGCCGCAUCCAUGCGCACUCCGUACUUAAGUGUACAUGCCUGCGUGGACGCAGGUACAACACAGACCCAAGACUGCCCUGCAGAUUCUGGCCCCCUCUGGAGACGCCUUCCUGCGUACACCAACAUAAGCGGGCAUUAUUGAGUGUAAGCGCCUCGCCCAUGACGCAUCUGUAUGUAUCGUAUGCGCAUACCAACACCUCACUUGGCGGGAGAUUACAGGAUGAAACGGACAGAUUCUUACCGAGGGGAACGUUGACAGGCGAGAAAUUGUGCAAUUUCGGCAGCGAAUUGACACCGGCCCUAGGUCCCAUAAAUAUAUGAAUAUUAAUUACCGCUCCAUAGUUCAUUAUGUUUUGGAUUGGAUUACCCCGUGUGUUUUGAGCAUUACCAUUAUUAUGUCCACACCGAAAAUGGUUUUUCAAGAGAAUUAUGGAACGAGAGACAGGGGGAGUGGGGCGACACCCCACCGCCAGUCUGCUCAUUGGUGAUGCCUGGGGACACCGGAGCCACAGCGGGAUGGUGGCAACCUCAGGGAGUGGGCCAUGGCGUCAGGAACGGGCUGUCUGGCUGAGUCUUAUUGGGCCGCGUCGAAAACCUGAAACAAAGCCUAACUGCCGUGGGGUGCACAACGUCCUGUGGCUUGGCGUUUGGCAACGAUAACACCCCCUGAUGAAAAUAAUGGAGACUCGGGGCUGUUUGGUCCCAAGAACCUGCCGUGUUUCUGAUGCACCGUAGGGCGGGAUAUGCAGUGUGGAUGGGAUCUCCCUUUCCACAAGUACUCUAUUCUGGAGUAAACAUUGAAGAUUGGAAAUGGCAAGUUUGGCAACAGACAUACUCUGUACUAUCGAAUUCGAAAAGUACUGUGUACACCGUAGGGCCGAGAAUCAAAUCAAACUAGUUGGAUGACGCGGAAUCCAUCGAUCCACAGCCACGAUGACCUCUCAAGUUUCUGGUCCUUGUCUCAAAGCAGCAAGCGACCGACAGAUCAUCGGCGCGAUACUUUUCCAAUCCAGUGUCGCCGUAAGCAAGACAAGAAACUAAGCGCAAAACUAGUGCCCUCGCGACCGGCCUCGUCCACCAACCACGAUGACCAGACCCCCAAUUUCCACGAGGGGCCCUCGAGAGCGGCGGCCCCAUCCGGUUGAAUGGACUGCCUAUGAGGGCAACAAUCCU
Molecule: messenger RNA, 3044 nt
Organism: Aspergillus melleus
Lineage: Eukaryota; Fungi; Ascomycota; Eurotiomycetes; Eurotiales; Aspergillaceae
Exons: 1
Coding region: 560-1069 (169 amino acids)
Source: RefSeq, a predicted model, not a curated record